This is a messenger RNA of Klebsormidium nitens, 1506 nucleotides long. NCBI's taxonomy places the organism in Eukaryota, Viridiplantae, Streptophyta, Klebsormidiophyceae, Klebsormidiales, Klebsormidiaceae. The record is from the annotation of a GenBank genome assembly.
CAUAGCUAGCAUGCAGGGAGCGAAUGCAAUGCGCAAUUUGGCGUCACAAAGCAUUUUGCAAGCACGCUGCAUAGGGCCUGAAGCUUUGUACUGACCUAUUGAAGCCACAGAAGGCUGCUCUGAAGCUUCUGAAACACAAUAGCAACCUUUAGCUAUUGUGGAUCUCGGCCCACGAAAUGCGCAUUGAUCCGUCUGGAGCUCAAACAGCAUGAACAAUUAGUGUACAGCUUUGAGAUCCGAGAGCGCUUAUGGCUGGAGGCUCUGACCAAGCAGGGCCCCGGGUGCGCUGCAUUCUAAAGUUGGGAGGUGCAGCAAUAACCAAAAAGAAUGAGUUUGAAACGCUGCAUGAAACUGUGCUCACAGCCACGAUACAGCACAUUGUAGACAGCCUUCGGGCUGGGGGCAAUGACAAGGAGGCAGACCACAUUGUGAUCGUUCAUGGGGCAGGUUCCUUUGGACAUUUCCAAGCCAGCAAGUAUGGUGUCUCAAAAGGGGGCCUUGGUUCGACAGCACACAUUCUUCAAGGCUUUGCGGAGACCAGAGUGUCUGUCACAAAAUUGAACCACGAGGUCGUCAGAAGGCUAUGUGAGGGAGGGGUUGCAGCUUGUGGACUAUCCCCAUUUGCUGGCGGAUGGACCACUCAUAACAGAAAGCUGGCCACUUCCGAUGUUGCCAGCGUUCGCAAAACUCUCGAAGCGGGGCUCCUGCCGGUACUACAUGGCGACGCAGUCUUGGACAGUGGGCAGGGUUGUACGAUUCUUAGUGGUGAUGUCAUUGUCCGAAAGCUUGCCGCAGACCUCCGGCCAGACUUUGUGGUCUUCCUUACUAACGUUGCUGGCGUUUACGACAAGCCGCCGUCGGAGGACGGAGCACGCUUGAUACGAGAAAUAGCUGUUGCGGGCGACGGGACGUGGACGAUAACUGACCCGAACGACCUGGCUCAAGGCGUACAAAUGGCGGCUGCUGCACACGACACGACGGGCGGAAUGGCCACCAAGAUUGAAGAGGCCGCAGAAAUUGCAGCCAAGGGCAUCCCGGUAUACAUCGCAAAGGCCGGCACACCUGCAGCCUCGGCAGCGAUCAGAGGGACGCCGCACAAGUCGCUGAUGGGAAGAAAGGAGGGUGACAGUUCUCGAACGAGUUUGGAGCCUUGGACGGGCACCGUCCUCAGACCGUCUGGCCACUGACAAUCUCUACGUACGUGCAAAUGACACCAGUUUUAAGGAUAUGACGACCGCCAAUCUGCGUGCUAUAUUGGUACCCUGUCCAGGGGCCUGCAUAUGCCGAACAUUAGUAGGAUUGAUAUCAAGUUUGUCAAGCGGCGCAGCUUCCUGUGGUCAGCCGCCAAUUCAUCAUCACGAGACGGAUAUCGUAUAGCAUCGAAACCCAAUCCUUGCAAGAGACUGAUUCUGGAUUCUUGUUCCGAUUCAACAAUUCGCUAGCUCCAGCUUGAACCGUCGCUCUUCAUAAGACAGACGUGUGUCGGCAACUCUAAAUAUGUUCGCA